AUGGCUUAAGAUAAAACUGAAGAGAAGAAACAAUAUAACGUUGAUGAGAACUUGGCAAACGGACCUCUUGCUUCAAGAGGCUGCAAUGAUAUUUUUUGUUGUUUGCUUUUCUUAGCCAACAUAGCUGCCAUCAUAGCUAUAGGUGCUUAUGGUUUAAGUAAAGGACAUCCAGAUAGGCUUUUGGUUGGUUAUGAUUCUUAUGGUAGAGCUUGUGGUUUUGAUUCCCUCUCUGAUUAUAAAUACGUUUAUUUGACUGCACCUGGUAGUAUUAAAAAAAGUAUUUGCUUGGAUACCUGCCCUACAGACCCAAUUUCUGACGAAUCAGCUCCACUAACUCCUAAUUAAAAUAAUUCUUAAGCAUAAGCAUCUUGGUAAAAAGUUAAAUUUGUAACCACUCCAGGAGCCUUAUAAACUGAUAAAACUUAUUACACUUUGAAUAUAGAAACUUACAUGGCUAACACAAAUUCGAUUAGUUUUGAUGAUUAUCAUGUUGCUGUUUAUCAAACUAGAGGUUAUUUUAAUAGAGUUUGCUUACCUUAUGGAGCUUCUUAUGAUAAGGUAAUGGGAUAAAUAGGAGAUGCAUUUGGUGCUAGUGGUACAACUAAUUUAGAAAGGUAUAUUAGUGAUAUUAAAACAGCUUGGGGUAUGAUUUUAGGCAGUGUUGGUAUUGCUUUUGUUAUUGCUUUUGUUUACAUGGUUAUCCUUAGAUACUGCUCUGGAUUAAUAACUUGGUUGACAAUCAUUGCUUAUUUUGCUAUCAUAACAGCCUUUGCUAUCAUAUUAUUAGUAAAAGGAUAAAAUAAAUAUGAUGAAGGAGUCACCGCCAGUGAUAAAGACAUGCAAUAAGAUGGAAAAAAUUUAAAAUAUCUUUCUUAUGCCGUUUUUGCCUUAGAUGGUUUAUUCCUUAUUACAUUCUUAUGCUUGUUCAAUCGUAUAAGAUUAGCUAUUGCUAUUAUUAAGAGUGCUGCUCUUUUUGUCGGGGAAGUUAAGACUUCUUUCUUAGUACCUCCUGUUGUUACUAUUUUUUGCAUGCUCUUCACUGCUUGGUGGAUUGUUGCUUUUGUUUUUGUUUAUAGUGUUGGUGAUAUUCAAGGAAGUGAAUAUGGCCCCUUCGCUUCUGUUAAAUGGUAAAAAAAUACAAGAUACAUGCUUAUCUAUCAUAUUUUCGGAGGUUUGUGGAUUAAUGCAUUCUUUGGAGCUUUAAUUCAAUUCAUCUUAGCUACAGCAUGUUCUCUCUGGUACUUUAGUAAACCAAAUGAACCUCAUUAACCUGUUUACACUGGUGUAAAGAGAGGUCUCACUAAUCACUUUGGUUCCUUAGCAUUUGGUGCUUUGAUUUUGGCAAUUGUUUAAUUUAUUAGACUCGUACUUGAAUUUAUGGAGCAAUAAGUAAAAAAAUCUGGUUAGGGCAACAAUACUUGUGUUAAAUACUUACUUAAGUGCUUGCAAUGUUAUGUUGCUUGUUUUGAAAGAUUUAUUAAAUUCUUAAAUAAGAAUGCUUACAUUUAAAUUGCUUUAACUGGUAAGGGUUUCUGUAGUGCUGCAAAAGAUGCCUUUGAAUUGAUUUGGUGCAAUCCUGCUAAGUUCGGAACUGUUGCUACUAUUGGUAACAUAUUCAUCUUUAUAGGUCGUCUCUUUAUUGCUGGUAUUACUGGUUUGAUUUCAUAUAUUAUCCUUAUCAAGAGCUCAUAUUACGACAGUCACUUAUUCUCUCCUAUAGUUCCUACAGUUUUUUGUGUUGUUAUUGGUUACUUUGUUGGUACAUUUUUCAUGAGCGUUUAUGGUAUGGGUAUCGAUACUAUUUUGUAAUGCACAUGCUUGGAUGAAGAACUUACUAAAAAAACUGGUAAAGAUUCUCAAAGAUGUCCAGGACCACUCAAAGAAUUUUUCGACUAACAAGGAAAAAAAUGA
Messenger RNA from Tetrahymena thermophila SB210, 1911 nucleotides. RefSeq names its product plasma-membrane choline transporter. Gene Ontology annotation, cellular component: membrane. Gene Ontology annotation, biological process: transmembrane transport. Lineage: Eukaryota; Ciliophora; Oligohymenophorea; Hymenostomatida; Tetrahymenidae. The record is from RefSeq and is a predicted model, not a curated record. The transcript has 8 exons. Gene Ontology annotation, molecular function: transmembrane transporter activity.